CUCUCUGUGUCUGAGUUGAUGGAGAGAGGCAGGGAGGGAGGGCUGAAAGGGACUUCCAGCCCACCGCCGACUUCUCGGGAGUUUUCAGAGCUCGGUGGGAGAGAUGAGGAGCUGCUCUCUCCUUCAUGACGGAGUGAAGACGAAAAAGAAAAAUCAACGGAGAAUGGAGGAAAGACGUAGCCUCUUUGUUUUCACAGCCAUGAAAUGUUAGUCCUUUGAUGCUUGUUUUACUUUCAACUAAUUACGAGGUCCGAGCGUCCAGCGGUGAGUUGUCUCCAGGCUGCCAUGAACGAGAACUGCGACUGAAAAGAUUUAAAAGUCAGGGGAAGUCAGCUGAAGACACCAGACCCUUCUCUGCAAUGACCUUCAGUGACAGCAACCUUGGUGAUUUGAAGAUGAAUGUCAUACUCCUUCACUACAACCACACUGGAAAGCUGGACCACCGGCUGCUGAGCUCUGACACAAACUCUGGAACUUUUGAUAUCAAAAUCAUCAUCUUCCUCAUCAUUUGCAGCUUCAUCGUUCUGGAGAACCUCACCGUCCUGGUGGCCAUAUGGAGGAACCACAGGUUCCACAACCGGAUGUACUUCUUCAUUGGGAACCUGGCACUGUGUGACCUGCUGGCUGGAGUCUCCUACAUGGUCAACUUGCUCCUCUCCGGAGAUAAGACGUUUGGUCUCUCACCGACUCUGUGGUUUAUUAGAGAGGGCAGCACAUUUGUAGCACUCAGUGCCUCCAUCUUCAGUCUUUUGGCCAUCGCCAUAGAGAGACACCUGACUAUGAUCAAAAUGAGACCUUAUGAUGCCAACAAGAACUACAGAGUGUUUCUGCUUAUAGGGACCUGCUGGCUGAUUGCUGUGAUCCUGGGAGCUUUACCCAUCUUAGGUUGGAACUGCAUUGGCAACCUCCCAGACUGUUCCACAGUCCUGCCUCUUUACAGCAAGAAAUAUGUAGCUUUCUGCAUCACAGUUUUCAUAGUCCUGCUUUUAGCCAUGUCAGUCCUUUAUGCUCGCAUCUACAUUCUGGUAAAAUCCAGCAGCCGAAAGGUGAGUAAGCACAGCAACUCUGAGCACGCUAUGUCUCUUCUACGCACCGUCAUUAUUGUAGUCGGAGUCUUCAUCGCCUGCUGGACACCCCUCUUCAUCCUGCUCCUGGUGGAUGUGGCGUCUGACCAGCACUUUCCAGUCCUCUACAAGGCUGACUGGUUUAUAGCGCUGGCUGUGCUCAACUCUGCCAUGAACCCAGUCAUCUACACUCUGGCCAGUCGCGAGAUGAGACGGGCCUUCCUGGCUCUGGUUUGUGGCGUUUGCUACAAGAUGAAGGUGUCGGGGAAUGGCAGUGGGAACAGGCAGUCCCUUGAGCCCAGCCGGAGCAGGAGCAAAUCAUGGAGCAGUCAGAACAACCCGAACCAGAACCAGCAGAGGGGCCAGGAGACAGACACUGGAGCGAAUAGAGAGGAUGUUCAGCAGGGUGUUUAGAGUGAUGGGAACAACUAAGAGAAGAGUUUCAGAAAUCACACAAAAUGUGUAAAGAUGCUUGAGAAAUGAAGUCAGUUUAAGAUGAAGCAAAUCCAACAUGAAGAUUGGACUAUACAGUUGCUCCAGCGCAGAAGUUUCAGUUCAGUGACUGUUUACAUAUCUUAAGCAUCUGUAUUUGAGACCAGCACAGUUACUGAAUGCAAUCACAUUCAGUAACUGUGCUGGUCUCAAUAAUUGAUUGUUGUUACAGUCACUAACUGUGCUGGCAGGUUUUGCUUCCUUGUCAAGUCCCGAAAGAAUUCAAAUAUGUUCAAACGGGAUCAUUAAAAUUACAGGCAACUGUUUAGAAUAUUAAGAAAGACCAAUAUUAUUAACAGUGCAUUUCCAGAGAACAGGGCAGCUCAUUAGUAGAUAAGAUUUUAGUGAUCAGUAUUGUAACAUCUGAAUAAAUCGUGCCUCCAUUUUGCAACAUAUUUUAGAAAGUGCAAUUAGAGAUCCACAACAAACUGAAGCAUGAUUGUAGACAAUUAUUGUAGGAAUAAAACAGCUAACUGUAUUUAUUGAUGUAUGUGUUAUGCAUUUAUAUAUAUACAUAUUUACCAGUACCUUGAUUGUAGAUUCCUGAUUGAUAAAGAACAUGAGAAACUGCAUCUGUUACACCUAUUCUGCAUAAUGACGAAUGAGGACGCUAUUAUAAUGAUACCAGGGCUCCCUCUGCUGAUCAAGUGUAGUACUGCUACAAAUGCAGAUCUUAAUUGUUCUCAUGGUGGACGUUAGAGCUUGUGUAAAAAUGUAAAGCUGGCAAACCAAGUAUUUAAAAAAAUGUGGAUGCUGUACGCAAAAAAAAGAGUAUGCAAUAUAUUUUAGCCUAUUUAUGUGGUGCAAUAUAUCAUCUUUCAAACUCAAAAUAAAAUAAAAUAAAAAAAAAUUCAAUGUGGAGUCACUGAUGACAGACCAGUGACAAGUGCACAUAUUUUCUGAGAGCAUUAAUUUUCCCUGUUCUCUGUUUUCUUUGUGCAGUUCUCAGAUCAAAGCUGGAGUGAUUGUGUGGAACUUAAAAGUUAUCAACUUUCCAUUUCAAAGAAUUGAAAAAUGAGAAGUUUUGAUAUUUGCACUUGAAAUUAUUAGAUUUCCACAACAAUUUAGUUAUUGGCAAACAAAGCAUACAAAAUCAAUUAAAAUGACUCAACAGAACACAUUUUAUAAGUGUUACCUACAAAUAACUCCUUAAAUGGCAGCAAGUCUCUUAAGUCUUUUCAUUCCAUCAUGACAGGUCUCUUUAAUAAAUAGUAGGGACUUGACCGAAUCCUUCUUUGCUUCCUUUCCAGUGCCAAAGGAAGCAAAGAAGGAUUCAGUCAAGUCUCACAGAGCCACCAGCAUGCUUCUGUCCUGCAGGCAUGGAGUUUUUUAGUCAAUAAUUUAUUUUUCCUUCCUCUCAUAAACCACUGUUCCACAGUCUAGGUGUGAUUCAUUGCUCCUUAGAACUAGAUCACAAAACCCCUUUGGCCUAGUUACACAGUUGUGAGCAUAUUGGAUCAAACCUUUCUUGUACUUUUGUGUCAGUAAUGGGAUAUGUCCUGAAGUUGAGACAUGAAGCCCUUACUGUGGGAUCUUGGAAGAGCUCCUAACCUCAGUUGCUGCCAACAUGUUUUGCUGGAGGUCUUGUGCAGUUAGUUGGGGGCUUUUGGGUGCCCACUUCCUCAAGAAUCUCACAGCCACUGUUCAUUUAACAUUGAAAUCACUAACUAGCCUUCUAAUCUUAUCAAUUUGAACAUUCAAUACAUUUGCUAUGUGUUGUGUCACUUUCUUGCUUGUACAAGACAAUGAUUGCUUCAUUGAACUUCCGUGACAAUUGUUUUAAAUGAUCCACCUCUUUAACAUAAAAUCAAACGUUCCUGUCCUCAAUCCAGGUAUCUGAGGUACCUCCGUGUCCAGCACACCUGAUGCUACUAAUUAAGCCAUUGGGUUCCAGGCCAGAGACCACACCUAAAUAUAUGCCCUUCUGAAAAAUUCUACCUAAAGUUUUGACAAGUUUUGAGACAGCAAUAGUUUUUAAAAGUAGGAGUAAGUGUUGAAUCAGAAUUGGUUGUCAUUGAGUGUGACACAAACAAAUUGAGUCUUCCAUCCAUCCAACCAUUUUCUUUCACCCUUGUCCCUUGUGGGGUCGGGAGGGGUGC
Molecule: messenger RNA, 3655 nt
Organism: Gambusia affinis (western mosquitofish)
Lineage: Eukaryota; Metazoa; Chordata; Actinopteri; Cyprinodontiformes; Poeciliidae
Product: sphingosine 1-phosphate receptor 3-like
Exons: 2
Coding region: 219-1478 (419 amino acids)
Biological process (GO): G protein-coupled receptor signaling pathway
Cellular component (GO): membrane
Molecular function (GO): sphingosine-1-phosphate receptor activity
Source: RefSeq, a predicted model, not a curated record